Xiphophorus couchianus (Monterrey platyfish) is the source of this 4983-nucleotide messenger RNA. RefSeq names its product fibulin-7-like. Gene Ontology annotation, molecular function: calcium ion binding. The record is from RefSeq and is a predicted model, not a curated record. The transcript has 7 exons. NCBI's taxonomy places the organism in Eukaryota, Metazoa, Chordata, Actinopteri, Cyprinodontiformes, Poeciliidae. Bases 122 to 1405 code for a protein of 427 amino acids.
UCCAGGGAGGAGAAAUUUGGCAUCUUCACUAGAACAAAGUUUGGCAGUUUGGGAGAAACGCUGCAGGAGCCGGACGCACAGAGCUGAUCUGCAGAUCACUGAGUUCAUCCGGAGCCGGUUGAUGAGUGUGACGAUGGAGUUUGUGUUGAGCAUGAAGGUUGUUCGGGUCAUGGUUCUAAUGAUGAGUCUUCAUCACUUCGGGCUGCUUUCUGCUCAGGAGUGUCCAUCCACCCACGAUCUACUGAACUCACUGCGGCAGGUAGAGAAGAUGUUGGCGCUACACGAGACAUCGUACCAGCAAGGCCUGCAUUCCCUCAGGAAGAAGAUCAACAGCCUGCACAACAGCACCAUGGCCUUCUUUAAAAUGGCGUCCUGCCCUAAGCCUGACCCCCCGGCUAACGGACGCAGACUGGGCAGAGUGUUUGCUAUGGGACACGAGGUCCACUUCCUCUGUAAGCCCGGCUACGAGUUGAUAGGCCCACGAACCCGCGUGUGUCUGGACUCUCUGAAGUGGAGUGGACAACAGCCCAUGUGCAGAAGACUUAACAGCACCGCCAACUCCUUGGCUUCCUUCUCUUCAGCUGUGUCCUCCUUCGCCGCCUUAUCUGCCUCCUCCACAGCAGCCUCAUCUUCUUCGGCUUCAUCCCCGACACCCUCCUCGCUCUCCUCCUCCAUCCGGCCUUCCAACUGCACACAUUUCCUGGGCUCGACUCACUGCACGUGUGACGUUGGUUUCACCAUAUCAGGCCGAGACAAUAACAUCUGCACAGAUAUCGACGAGUGUCAUCUUUUCCCCCUGGCGCAGCCUGGCCGUCUCUGCAUCCAUCAGUGUGUGAACACACCCGGAAGCUUCCACUGUGUUUGCCCGCCCGGCUACAGCUUGUCCAGAGACGGCCGCAGCUGCACAGACGUCGACGAGUGUGAAAACCUUUCGCACAACUGCACAGCAGACCGGCUGUGUGUGAACACGUUUGGAGGUUUCCAGUGCGUGACGGUGAAGUGUCCCAAGACAAAAAACGUCACAUACAUCAAGACGUCUCCCAUGCGCUGUGAGAGGAAUCCGUGUAUGUUGGGGGACAGAGCGUGCACGCAAGCUCCAAACUCCAUCUCCUUCCACUUUCUCGCUGUGGUGUCCAACAUGUCCGCCCCUCGCGUCCUCUUCCGGGUGUCGGCAGCCCGCGUGCUGGGAGACACGCUGCGGUUCGGCCUGGCCGGCAGCCAUGGUCGCGGCCACUUCAGUGUGCAGCGCUCGGGUCGGCAGACCGGGACUCUCCUCCUGGUGACGUCCAUCAACGGGCCGGCCACGCUGGAGGCCGAGGUGGAGAUGAGUGAGCUGGAGAACAACGCCCUGCUAGGCCGCUACCUCACCAAGGUCACCCUGUUUGUGUCCCCGUACAUGUUCUAGCAGGGAGGACAAGCGAGAGGAGUCCGUGGACCAUUAACCAUUCAGUGGAUACCAUAAGAGUUUGGUGUGAUACUGAGACCUGGAUUUUCAGAGACAUCAUCUUUUUGUUCGUUUGUCAAUGUAGUAGUUAGAAAAGUUGUAGUAUUAGCUGGUGACCUCGCAGCACUUUUUUUUUUAUUAUUAUCUGUGUUUGUUGACUCAGCAUGACCACUUAGCUAUGAACAUGUGUAGUCGUUCAUUCUACAUAUAGACUUAGUGAACCUUUUCUACAGCUUUAAACACGCUCUCAUUUAAAGAGGGACAACAAUAUUUGUUUCUUUCUUCACACAGACUAAUAUUGCUAUAGAUGUUGCCUGGUAAAUCCUGGUGAAAAUGUUUGGAACAGUCAAUUGUUCUGAAGGAUCUUUCUUGGUUUAACACACCCUGAUAAAAUAAAUGGAUCAUUAAGCCGACCUCUGCCAAACAUAAUGACCUGGUGAGGAUGUAACUCAGCUUCACCAUUUGGAUCAACUGCGUCGGUGCAAGACAUUCGGUUUUCACCAAGCCUUAAGAAGAGGUUUCAGAAACCACUGGGUUUAAAAACGUGCAACUUAAUCGGCUCACACAUGAACCACCACAAAAUGGUUAUUUUAUUAGGUCAACCAAGCUACAGUUAAUGAUUAAUGCUUACUUGUGAAGUUUUGUGUUGGUUUCUUUUGAAAAUGGUUCUGAAAUCUAACAACAUGAGCAGAAAUGGCUGAAACAGAACGCAAGUCUUACUCUGUGUUUUUGUUUGAAGCAAAGGCUGCUGACCCCCCUUUCCUCUGGCUCUGCCUCCAGCGCCUCAACAGACUCGAGAGGUUUUACAUUUGAUCACACAGACGGCUAAGAAAAAAGAAACCAAGUGUGCAGUAAAAACAAUUCAUAUUUAAAAUGACAAAUACUGCCUGAUGGAUAAUAUGAGCUAACAUUCAGCAAAACCCAGUAAGCAUUUAUAAAUGUGCAUGUUCUUGUAAAGCGCUGAUGUAUUGCAGCUCGUUCAAUUCAGGUUGAUCCUCCAACCAGAGUUUAUAUACACAGUAUAUAUAAAAUCAUCCUGGUCAGAAGAAAGGUUCUGUUCCUACUAGUGUGGAUUUCUUUUCUCUCAUUUUAAGGGAAUUUAUAACAUUGUGGAUUUGUGUUUAUCUGUUCAUUGGUCUGUAACUGAUGUAGCGUAUAAAGGAAGAGAGUAACCAUGUUUACGCUCCUUCUCUGCUUAUAGAGGUUUAUCUUCAGACAUGGUCACAGCUCCCAAGUUGAAAUAAAAAGUGGACAAAAAAAAUUUUUUUUUAGAAAAAGACUCUUUUCAAACUUGAUCAUUUUUCAUGGCUCCUGCUCUCCGACACUCCAUGACGACAGCCAGCCACACGUGCAGAAUCUGACUUUAAACAGGAAGGUCGGCACAACUUUUACACUUGUAAUCAAUUCACACGCGUGUAAUGCUCACUAACGCCAUGUACUUUUUUUUUUUUCUUUGUACAAGCAGAAAAAAAAAAAAAAAAAAAGUAGAGGUGGUCCUAGCCUGUUUGGCGCUCUGGGCGAACCCCUCCACCCUCCUCAGAUAUUUUAGGAAGGAGGUCAGAGUGUUGCUGAAUGUGUUCACCAUCAAGUGAAAAUUCCUCCAGUGAAGGAUUUCACAGUUGAUGGAUUGUCAAUAAAUCAAGAUUGAAAAGAUGACCCUCAUCCACCCAUCUCAUGUUUCAGUGAUGCUGGCUGCAUUUAUAAGAGCAGGAAAGAAUAAAUGAAGGUUUAUUUCAGCCUCAUACUGAAACUUUUACUGAAAUUAUGACCUAAAGUAUUUAUGUUGUCUUUUUGUACAUGCAUGCAUGUUUGCUGCUCUGAAAGCAGAACAAACAUGUUGUCAUGUACCGUCUCUAUCAUUUCCAGGAUUCAUUGCUUAUCCAUUCCCUUUUUUACGGGUGAAGUAAAGGGUUAAGAGAUAACUUGUACGUUUGUGCUGUGAAAACUGGGAUGUUUUGGCAUGUUGGAUAGAAGAAUUUUACACUGAUUUGUCAGGCAGCCAGGGGCCUCCACUGACCUGACAGAACACACACAUGAAAACACACAACUCAGAUGAACACCAAUCCUCACACACAGAACCUCGUGCAACAAACCAGGCCGCACUCCACAGUGGUCCUUACAGUUAGUCUGAGAGCCAGCAGAGAGAACAGCAGAACUGCGGCAGCUAAACGUGCACAGGUUCAGAAGAAUUCAUUUAAGAUCUAGAUUUUAUUUCUGCCACCAUCUGUUUGGGCAGCAGGAUCAGAGACAGAAGAGGCUCAACAGCCUGAUAAACCUGAGUGCUGGUUCUGUUCUGGGGACUAACUACCUCUGGAGAUUACAGUGCAAAGAAUAAAAUAAAAUACAAUAAUAAUAAUAAAAAAAAAAAGAACAUGUGCCGUCAUAACAUACAGUCUUCAGUUGGACACUACAGAGCCGCUGUAACACAGUCCUUUACAGGAGAUCCUUUCUGCCAACAGCCAUCAGAAUAUACAGCUCUGGAAAAAUAUUAAGAGACUGCUGCAAAAUGAUCCGUUUCUCAAAUUUGAAUUUUUAGACGUUCAUGUUUGAGUAAAAUGAAUAUUGUUCUUUUAUUCUAUGAACUACUGACACGUCUCUGAAAAUCCAAGCAGAAAUGUUGCAUUUGCAGAAAAUGAGAAAUGGUCAAAAAGAAUGAAAAGGAUCCAGUGCUUUCAGUUCAUAUUCAUUUACAAACACCAAUACUAAUGUUCCAACUCAGCAAGAGUUCAGAAAUCAAUAUUUGGUGGAAUAACCAUGAUGAGGUUUAUUGUUGUCAUCAUGGGGUUCAGUGCAGUGCUCUUCAUUUUUUUCUAGAGCUGAAUAUAUAUAUAUUUUAUUUUGGGUUUUAACAAUUUAGUUUCCACUUGUAAUUUCCCUUAUUAGUUGACUUACUAGCUUAUGAGUGUAAGUAUUUUUUUUUUUAAAUAUAAUUUGGAGAGAAAUUGUCUGUUUAUUCUUAAUUUUGUGCAGAACUUUGAGAACAUCAGUGUGUGAAUUCACCCGAUUACCUCACCAGUCACACUAAGCAUAUAGCACAAAUAUAACUACAUUUUCAAUAAACUGGGAACAUUUCCUUUGUUGCAAUCAGUAUUUAUAACAGAUCCACAUGGUGUUGUGAAAUGCAAGUACAUACAGCAAAAAUUACAUCCUGUGUGCUUGACUGCAAAGACGGUUCUGAGAAAACACCGGGACGACAGAAUAGAAACCUUGCACACUUUAUUAUUAAUAAGAAACUGUCCAUAGUUUUCUGUACAGAGCAACAAAAGGAGACAAAAACAGUGAAGAACGAGAAGUUCCAUGAGUCCAAACAGAAACCAUGUAUUCAAUCACAAACUUAAAAGACUUUCCAUCACCUCUCUGAAUCAUAAAACAGACGACCAAACCGCCUGCACAGUUCAAAACACCGGGCAAUAAUUAACACACGAUGUGGACAUCGUCCAUCUCGGACCAACCCUGUCAUUUGAUGGGAGAUGCAGGGACGUUUUAGGCACAACUUUGAUUUAAAAAAAAAAAAUAAAAAAAAAAAAAUAAGAAAAGAC